This is a messenger RNA of Phyllostomus discolor (pale spear-nosed bat), 916 nucleotides long. Its product is annotated as carcinoembryonic antigen-related cell adhesion molecule 21-like. Gene Ontology annotation, biological process: regulation of immune system process; signal transduction. Gene Ontology annotation, molecular function: protein tyrosine kinase binding. Bases 90 to 788 code for a protein of 232 amino acids. Gene Ontology annotation, cellular component: cell surface; plasma membrane. The record is from RefSeq and is a predicted model, not a curated record. The transcript has 3 exons. Lineage: Eukaryota; Metazoa; Chordata; Mammalia; Chiroptera; Phyllostomidae.
UCCCACAAGUGGGUACAGAAGUGCCUGUGAGUCUUACUGGACCUCAAGCUCUUCUUGCAGCGGAGUGAACGGAGCAGUCAGCAGACAUUAUGGACUCCCCCUCAGCUGGCACUUGCAGAAAAUUUGUCCUCUGGCACGGGCUACUGCUGACUGUUUCACUUGUAACCUUCUGGAGCCCGCCCACCUCUGCUCAACUCGCUAUUGUGUCAACCGCUGCUGCCGAAGGCGCAGAUGUGCUUCUGCGCAUGCGCGACAAGCCUCCGAAUGCGAAUAUCAUCAUUUGGUACAAAGGACGAGGGGCGAACCCGAAUCGUUAUAUCGCAGCUAUUGUAACGUACAAAAAAGAACUGGGAAAGGGGCCUGAAUUUAGCGGUCGAGAAAUAAUAGACAACGAAGGAUCCAGGCUGAUUAAGAAGGUCACCUUAAAGCAUGCAGGAUACUACACUGUCGUCGUGCAUCUUCAAAAUCGUAUAAAAGAAAUAGGAUUUGGUCGCCUCCGUGUGUUUGAGCCUGUGAUAAUGGCCAUCCUUGUAGCCAGCAACACCACAGCCACUAAGAAUAAGGAUGCCGUGGUCUUGACCUGCUACACAAAGGGAAUCUCCAUACAGUGGUUCUUCAAUGGCAUGAAUCUGCGACUUACAGAGAGGAUGAAGCUGUCCUGGCAAAGCAGAACCCUUACCAGAAACCCUGUCAGAAGAGAAGAUGCUGGAAAUUAUCAGUGUGAGGCCUCAAACCCUAUCACUUUUGCUUAUAGUGUGCCCCUCCAGCUGAAUGUAAAAUAUGAGUAACUCUCCUCUUUCUCUCUCUGUUUUUAAAGUCUGAAUAAAAUAUUCUGCAUCUUUUAAAUAGAUUUCUUGUGAAGGUGGAGAGAUUCUAGAAGACUUGCAUUAAGUCAAUAAGUGCUGAAAAAUGUGAA